GAAGGGGGGGGGGGAAUACUGAUAUGGAACACAGCCAGUUGCAGCCAGCGUCAGGAACGGACUCCUCUCUCAAUGUCAUAGUCUCUAAGAAGUAUUUGUGUGUAAAAUUGGAUCAUUAAAACUUUGGAAGUCUGGAGUGGACUACGCCCCUGAUUCUACGAGACUAUAGUCUCGUUGGGUGUUCUGGCCAGAGACCGUAGAAACUAAACAGAAGUUGAUGCUGCAUUCUUGUCGAAUAGAAACACGCCCGGAUAAAGAUAGUCACAUCGUCUAAGCUGUGGAAACAAAGGAAUCUCAACCGCAUUCAAGACAAGGAAGAACCGCCCAGACACCGAUGCAUUGUUCACACGCUUCUAAGCAUGAAGGACCUUAAACUGCUCCGUUAGCUGCUGCCUGUCAACGUGAACGCGUCAGUGAACCCGUCAGUCGUCCCGUUGAAGUGCCAAUGUGGUUACGAGUGAUAAGGUUUUACAGUAGGAGAGGGUACGCUGUGGAGGAGGGGUGUUGUGGAGGAGUGUCAGAGACAGUGUUACUGUUAUGUCACCUAUUAUCAGACAGUCAUUAUAAUUACUAUCAAGAUGAGUGAUAAUUAGUAGUCUGAAAUAUCAGCGUGUGUGUGUCUAUGGAGGACAGAAUAGAAUAGAAUUCAAAUUUGCGUCGCAACAAAUAACUGUGGUGAAAUGCUGUUGAUGAACAGUAGUUAUGGGGGAAGUUUGUGUAACAGUAGUAGUGGUGGGGGCCAGGGGAAUGGGACAGACGGGACCGAGAUGACCAAGUUGUUGGUGCCCAUGCUGGACGGCCUCAUCCUGGUGACGGGCCUGGCGGGCCACUGCCUAGUCAUCUCCAUCCUGGCCGGCCGCAGGAGGCGAGGUGGAAAGCCUCCUCAUGGGACAGACACCCUGCUGCUGGCUCUGAGUGCUGCUGACCUGCUGCUGUUGCUCUGCCUACCCUUCCACACCGCGGCCAUCGCCCUGGGCUCCUGGCCCUUCGGCAGCUUCCUCUGCAAGGUCGUCAGCUUCCUGGGCGUGGCCUGUUCUUCCGCCUCAGUCUUCACGCUGGCUGCGCUCGCCGUGACCCGCUACCUGACUGUGGUCCACCCUGCCUGGUCCUUCCGCUCCCGCAUGCACAGCCGCCUCAAACUGACCGUGGCGCUCCUCUGGGUUCCCGCCGUAGCCCUGGCAGCUCCGCAGUUUGCUUUCCGCACGGUGGCGGUGUCCAGUGCGUUACACUGCUUCGCCUUCCUGGGCGGCCUCAGUCAGCUGGUGUACAGCACGGCGUUGUUCCUGUUCGCCUUUGCGAUACCAUUGGGGGUUAUUGUGAUGAUGUACGCCAAGAUCUACUGCUUCCUGCGCCAGAUGAGACUGUUGGGAUGUGCCCCCCAGCUGGAGCGCUACCAGAGCCAGGUGACCCACACGUCAGCGCUGCUGGUGCUGGUCUUCACCCUCUGCUGGCUGCCCUCCUACGGCCUCAUGUUCUCCCUCUUAGGUGCCACAUUCCUUUUUAGAUUUUUUUUAUUUAUAAAUCUGUUAAAUUGUCUUUUCAAUUGUUGUAAUACUGUGGACUGGAUUAAACUUCUAUCCCCCUCUCUCUCCCUCACAGGGGUCAACAUCUCUGGUGUCUCCAGCUACCGCUCCAUAGCAAUCUUCAUCCGCCUACUGGCGUCUUCAGCAGCGGUGGUUAACCCCGUCCUCUACGUGUUCAUGUCCAAUAAGUUCAGGAGGGAUCUGAUGGACUUGGGCCGGGAGAGAUGGGAGGGGUGCAGGGGGUGUAUAGCAGGGUGUACGGGGGCGUUCAGGAGCAGGGACAUGGUGCAGCCCUUCAACCCUGUGGAGCUGGAUACGUCACCCCUACCCCUACCCGGAUUCUAAGGGUUACUAUGAAAACUCGAUGGACAUUCUGUGGAUACCUAACGGAUAUUCUAUAGAACUUUAAUGACCACUCUAUGCACCAGGUAUGGACACUAUGAACUUUCUAUGGAUCAUUUAAGGACCUCCACUAUAGACCACUCUAUGGACCUUCCAUAGAUCACUCUAUAGACCACUCUAUGGACCACUCUAUAGACCACUCUAUAGACAGUGGGGCAACAUGUUUGAUUUGAAUAAGAUCGGUCUUACAACCUCACCUCAUUUCAAUAAACACAAUUAGCUCAGCUGAGGCCAUUUGCUUUUCCCUGUUUUUAAUAGCACAAGCUGAUUGAAAACCACACGUGUAGGAGUGCGUGAAAGCCCAGCUAAAACGGCCAAUUCUACACGAUGCCCCUGCAUCCUCCGUUGAGAGGAUCCGGCAGAAUGUUUUGCCUCUUGCGGACAGUAGAACAUAACAGGGUCAACGUUAAUACUCACUCUC
Salmo salar (Atlantic salmon) is the source of this 2346-nucleotide messenger RNA. NCBI's taxonomy places the organism in Eukaryota, Metazoa, Chordata, Actinopteri, Salmoniformes, Salmonidae. The record is from RefSeq and is a predicted model, not a curated record.